CCAAAAGUUCUGGCCGGGAUCGCGAGACGAGACGAAUGAUGUAAUCCGUCAGCCUCGGAACGCCCAAAAAGGCAUAGUCUACGACUUUCACUCUGCACCAGCCCCAAAGUACGCAACAGAGUCGCGUCGUCAACUUCAAUAAUCAAAGCCAUCUACGCCAAUCUCAACAUGGCAAGUCCUCAACUACCCAUGGCGCCCUCCGCAUCUCCCAUAAUAUACUUUGGUUACGGUUCAAAUCUCUGGCUUCACCAAAUGACGACACGCUGCCCGACGUCGACCUACCUAGGAGUCGCCCGCCUACCAAACUACCAGUGGAUAAUAAACGACCGCGGUUACGCGAACGUCGUCGAAGUGACCGAUAGUAACAGCACAUCCAUGUCUCCUUACGACGACGUAGUCUUUGGUCUCGUCUAUUCACUUGAAGCAGAAGAUGAAAAGAGACUAGACAAGAACGAAGGCGUGCCCGUGGCUUACACAAAAGAGAUGCUACAAUGCGAGUUCUGGCCUUCUGACACAGAGCACAAAGUGGAUACUAGCAAAGAUCCGGAAAAGAAGGAGGACAUGCUAGUUUACAUCGAUAGGAAUCGUGUCCAGCCGGAUAAGCCGCGAGAGGAGUAUAUCUACAGAAUGAACCAAGGGAUCACAGAUGCUGUGAAGCUAGGUGUGCCAGAAGACUAUGUGAGGGAUGUCAUGAGGAAGUAUAUUCCGGCUCAGGAAGAUGACGAUGGAAAAGAAGGGGAAAGGGAGAGGAUGGCGGAGUUUGCUAGAGGGCAAGCGGCAGAAUUCAGGGAUGAGAGUGGUGUAUUUCAAUAAGAUAUCGGUAUGGCAGUCACGGUGUGUUGGCAUGUAGCGUCACAGAAGUGGAAUGGCGGAAGAAAGAAGGAAUUGACUGAGCUAAUAAACUAGAUGCCGUGCGAAUGUGAAGCAAACCACCAAGAACGUCCGUAGAC
Messenger RNA from Alternaria alternata, 950 nucleotides. RefSeq lists its product as hypothetical. The transcript has a single exon. The coding region runs from base 169 to 813 and encodes 214 amino acids. The record is from RefSeq and is a predicted model, not a curated record. Lineage: Eukaryota; Fungi; Ascomycota; Dothideomycetes; Pleosporales; Pleosporaceae. Gene Ontology annotation, molecular function: gamma-glutamylcyclotransferase activity.